UCUUAAUUUUGAAUAAGAUUUUGAUUUGUUGAUCUGGAAAUCAUUGAUAGUUGUUAAUCAUACUGGGGGAAAAAAACAAACCUACUGUAAGCAUCUGCAUAUACUACAACCUUAAAUUGAAAAAAGCAACUAAGCUAAGCUUUUCUACCAUGAACUUGAAGUGAGAGUGUGUGUGUGUGUGUGUGUGUGUGUGAGUGAAAGUAGCAUUCCAGUACUUUGUCCAUAGUUUACAAGAAGCACCUGAUAUGUAGGAGGUAGUCACUCAGUGGUUAUGGUUAACCCGUGUGUGUGUGUGUGUGUGUGAGAUUUAUCUCCUGCAAUUCACAUUUAAAAUGAAUACACACACACACACACACACACAUUGUGUAAUUUUCUCUCUCUUUCACACACACAUGUACACAGAUCACACAAACUUAACACUCGUUCCUGCUUUAAAACCGCUAGGAUAAACUGCAGGCUUCUCGCAAGCUGAUCACGGGACUGCUGUGACCUUUGACUCACAGGAUAUCCUGCUUUCCACAGUUGUGCAUGUGGGCAGUUUUUAUGCGGGACUGUGUGUGAGAGGUGGACAGAGAGUAAUAAACAAUUAUACGAGAAGAUGUGAAGAGAGGAUUUGUUCAGGCAGCACAUAAAGGACACGUCCUGAGCGUUAGGUUCAGUGUGUUUGUGUGUUUUCUGAGGGACGUUUUGUCUGAAGUUCUGCACUAAAAAAUUCAGGAGAUGAUGGAUGGAUCAAACGAUCAGACAGCGCCGAACGUGAAUGCUAACAGCAUCAAGAUUACCGAUGUCACGCAGGACGGAGAUACGCUGACCUUCGCCAUCACAUCUCAGAAGCUGAACAGCAGUAAGGGGAUCUGCGUCUUUAGGACAUACGAGGAUUUCGACUGGCUGCAGCAGAGUCUUUUCGCUCAGGACGACGUUGCUGGACUCCACGGAGUGAUAUUUCCUCCUCUGCCAGCCAAACCUCUGCCUUCCAGCUCACACACACAGGCUAAAGCACUGAAACAGCUGGGCUUCCUGGCUCUGGGAGAUAACUGGCAGCUUUACUGUAGGGCUUUAGAGUUUUACCUGCAGCAGGUGGCAGCACACAGCAUCCUGGGAAAAAGCAAAUUGCUGCACAGCUUCCUCAGCAGCACAGAGUCGGCCGGUAAACAGCGCAGCAAAAAGGGCAUCUUCGACCGCCUCAGUCAGGCCAUGGAGGAAAUGAGGAAGGAAGGUCACAAGGAUGUGGACGAAUUCUUUCACAACGAGAGAGAAAGCAACACACAUCUAACUGCCCUGUUUAAAGCUACCACAGAGAAAUUCCUCGAGGUUGUGCUGACAAAGCAAAGACUUGCUUUGGCAUGUGGCCAUUUCUCCACUUCAUUACAUCUCUGUGUUAAUCAGGACAAUCCUUCUGCUGUGGUCUUCUCCAAGAUUUGUCUGAAGCUGUCGGAUAUAAUGGAUGCAGUGAAAAGAAAUCUUGACAAAGUGUCUGAGAACGACGUGUGCACCUUGGGGUUGGGUUUGGAUCUCGAGUCUCGCUACCAGGAGGCAAAAAGAGAGAUGUUGUUCAGAAGAACCUGUAAACUAGUAGAACUGGAAAUCAUCAGUAAGAACGCAGAAAAAGCCAAACCCAAUAAGAAAGAAGUUAUGGACAAAGUUCAAAAAAUUACACAGAAGGAGUUUGAUCUCAUCUCAUCAGUGGCGAAGGAAGAGAUCGACUGGUACCUUAAAGCACGUGUGAGUGUGUUGCGAGACUUUCUGAUCCACUGGUGCGAGAAGCAGCUGGACACGGCCAGGGAAUCUGCCGCUCUCUUCUCUCAGCACCUGGAGGCUUGGAAAGGAUUUCCUGUCUAAUAUAACAUCUCUUUAAAACAUUUACUGCACUCUGUUAAACAAGUGUUUUGCUAGUUUGAUAGAAAUGUUGUUUUUUUUUCCUCACCAGAAUUGGAUAUUCAUUUUUCUGGAAUAUAACUGACUGACCCUUUAAAAGAAAUGAGUGAUUUAAUGUACAUGUUACACUAAUACAAAUUUUUUUUUAAUCCUCUUAUUUCCUCUUAACCCUCCAGUACGAACUUUUUUUUUAUUUCCUAUUAUACGACAGCGCUACUGAAUUCUCAAAUCUGACUGGUCAGAAGGUGUUGAUUAAUUUUCUAUAACAGCAGCUCUGACAGAAGGUUAAAAAGGAAAUAUUAAUGCACUUGAUCUAACGCGCUGUUGUUUCUGUAGUGUGUAGGGACUUGUACAGUGGACGCUUCACAUAAACGGAUUAAAAACGUGUGUCAUUGUU
This is a messenger RNA of Pangasianodon hypophthalmus (striped catfish), 2272 nucleotides long. Its product is annotated as sorting nexin-5. Gene Ontology annotation, molecular function: phosphatidylinositol binding. The transcript is spliced from 14 exons. NCBI's taxonomy places the organism in Eukaryota, Metazoa, Chordata, Actinopteri, Siluriformes, Pangasiidae. The record is from RefSeq and is a predicted model, not a curated record. The coding region runs from base 721 to 1839 and encodes 372 amino acids.